Messenger RNA from Penicillium canescens, 1617 nucleotides. RefSeq names its product flavin-containing monooxygenase. Lineage: Eukaryota; Fungi; Ascomycota; Eurotiomycetes; Eurotiales; Aspergillaceae. Bases 1 to 1617 code for a protein of 538 amino acids. The transcript has a single exon. Gene Ontology annotation, molecular function: oxidoreductase activity. The record is from RefSeq and is a predicted model, not a curated record.
AUGACACAAACGAUUCAAAUCGAAACCGACGCCAUCGUUAUCGGCGGUGGCUUCGGAGGCUGCAAUUCCCUCUACAAGCUCCGCGAGCAAGGCCUAUCUGUGAAACUCAUCGAAGCCGGCAGCGCCUUUGGUGGCGUCUGGCAUUGGAACCGGUACCCCGGCGCUCGCGUCGAUACUGAAAUGCCCUCAUAUCAAUUCAAUAUUCCCGCCGUGUGGAAAGGAUGGAACUGGUCGCAGCGUUUCCCUGGAGAUGAGGAGUUGCGUCGAUACUUCCAGCAUGUUGAUUCUGUUUUGGGGCUGAGCAAGGAUGCUUUCUUCAAUACUGUUGUUACUCGCGUGCAGUACGAUGCUGGAUCUUGUCGGUGGACUGUGGUUACCAAUACUGGUCUGCAGGCUACUUGCAAGUAUCUCAUUGCUGCGACUGGGUCGUCAUACAAGAAGCAUUAUCCCGAGUUUAAGGGCUUGGAUACAUACGCUGGGAAGCUUGUUCAUGCUGCGGAUUAUCCCAAGGACUUGGAUGUCACGGGUAAACGUAUUGGGAUCGUUGGAAAUGGCGCCUCUGGUCUUCAGAUUGUUCAGGAUCUGGCUAAGAAAGACUGCCAGCUCAACGUGUUUAUUCGGACGCCCUGCUUUGCGAUUCCGAUGAGACAGCGUGAGAUCACUCCCGAAGAGGCUGAGAUGAUGAAAGGCUACUACGAUGGCAUCUUUGAUCGUUGCUACAAGUCUGUUACCGGUUUCCCUCACAACACUCGCUUGCAAUCGGCUCACCAGGCCACCCCCGAAGAGAGAAAGGUGUUGUUUGACGAGCUGUGGGCGCGAGGUGGAUACAGCUUCCUGGUUUCUAACUACUACGAUUUCUUGCUUGACGAAAAGGCCAAUUCCAUCUUCUAUGACUACUGGGUGCAGCAAAUUCGUGCCCGCAUGACGAAUCUGGAGAAGAUGGACCUGGUCGCUCCGUUGAAGCAGCACAUGUUGAUUGGGACGAAGCGACCAAGUCUUGAGCAGGACUACUAUGAGAUGGUUGAUCGUCCCAAUGUCACACUUCACAAUUUGAAACAGUCUCCUAUUGUGGAGUUUGACACCACUGGCUUGGUGACUUGCGAUGGAAGCAGCAGCAAACACCAGGAUUUGGACAUCGUGAUCUGCGCGACUGGGUAUGAUGCCGUAACGGGUAGCCUGCUAGAUCUGGGGAUCACCGACAAGAACGGUCAGUCUUUGGAAGAGAAAUGGAGCAAUGGUGUUCUGACGCACUUGGGCCUGAUGGUUCCUGAUGCUCCCAAUUUCUUCAUGGUCUAUGGACCCCAGGCCCCGACCUCACUCGCCAAUGGACCACCAUUCAUUGAGAUGGAAGUUGACUGGAUCUGCAAGGCCAUCGCAAAGAUGGACAAGGAAGGUCUAGGGUCUAUUGAGCCUACACAGCAGGCAGCCGAGGGGUGGCGCGAUCAUGUUGCCGCUGUGAGUGAGCAUACUUUGUACCCCAAGACUGAUUCUUGGUAUAUGGGCUCCAAUAUUCCUGGUAAACGCCGCGAGCCACUCAUCUAUCUUGGUGGUAUGCAGCGCUGGUGGCAGAGCUGCACGGAAGCUUUGGAGAACUGGGAUGGAUUUAGCACGAAAUGA